This is a messenger RNA of Hyla sarda, 2809 nucleotides long. It is a transcript of the gene COG7, whose product is annotated as component of oligomeric golgi complex 7. Lineage: Eukaryota; Metazoa; Chordata; Amphibia; Anura; Hylidae. Gene Ontology annotation, biological process: retrograde vesicle-mediated transport, Golgi to endoplasmic reticulum; intracellular protein transport; Golgi organization. The coding region runs from base 169 to 2475 and encodes 768 amino acids. The record is from RefSeq and is a predicted model, not a curated record. Gene Ontology annotation, cellular component: COG complex. The transcript is spliced from 18 exons.
UAGGGACGAGUAAUCUGAACGGACACGGAAGUGAUGUCACGCGUCGUGUCACCAUGGCUCCCGUAGCCUACCCGGAAGUGCGGCGCUGGCAGGGACUACGGAAACGGGGAUACUGAGUAAAGUGUCCGUUUAGAUCAGGCACUGAGCUCUGCCCGCAGCUCCCACAGGAUGGACUUCUCAAGGUUCCUCGCCGAUGACUUUGAGGUGAAGGACUGGGUGAAUGCUGCUUUUAAGUCUGUACAGAAAGAUGCUCCUGGGAAGGUGGACGCACAUGCGGCAACUCUGGUUAUGAAACUGCAGCUCUUCAUCCAGGAGGUGAACAACUCAGUUGAAGAGACCAGCCACCAGGCCCUGCAGAACAUGCCACGUGUGUUACGUGACGUAGAGGCUCUCCGGCAGGAGGCAGCGUUCCUGAAGGAGCAGAUGAUUCUUGUAAAGGAAGAUAUCAAGAAGUUUGAGCAGGACACAGCACAGUCAAUGCAGGUUCUAGUGGAGAUGGAUAAAGUAAAGACGCGCAUGCAGUUGGCUGCAGAUUCCCUUCAGGAAGCUGACAAGUGGAGUACACUCAGUGCAGACAUUGAGGAGACCUUCAAGACUCAGAAUAUAACUGUGAUCUCUGAGAAGCUGACCAGUAUGCAGGUGAGCCUCACUAUGCUGGUGGACACCCCAGAUUACUCCGAAAAGUGUGUAUACCUGGAGGCCCUGAAGAAUCGACUGGAAGCUAUGUGCAGCCCCCAGAUAGUUACAGCUUUUAAUAGUCAAUCUACAGACCAGGCAAAAAUGUUUGUGAAGGUAUUCAGCGAGAUCGACAGGAUGCCACAGUUGCUGGCAUACUACUACAAGUGCUACAAGGUUCAGCUGGUAUCAGUGUGGCAGGAACUUUGUCAGAGCGAGUUGUCCCUGGAUCGACAGCUGACAGAGUUCUAUGACACCUUGCUUAGUGCGUGGCACACACAGCUUCAGUGGGUCUCCCAGAUAUUUAAGAAGCCUCAUGAGGUGGUGACCGUCCUGCUGAUACAGACCCUCACCGCCAUGGUCCCAUCCAUCCCCAUCUGCCUGAGCACAGCCAUGGAGAGGACCAGCUCCGAGCAUAAGCUCAGUACUUUGCUGGAGCUUUUUCAAGCCACGGGUCACUUUGCUAAGGCUCUGGAAGCUGCCAUCAUGCCCCAUAUCGGAGAGCACAACAUUGUGAAGGUGGCAGAGCUAGUGGAUGCUGUGUACGGAGCGUACAAACCUUUCCAGCUGCAGUACGGGAGCCUGGAGGAGUCACACCUUCUAAUACAGCUCAGUGCUAUACCUCUGGAACAUGGCGAGGCUCUAGACUGCGUCCAGGAGCUCUCACACUCCGUGUCUCGGCUGUUUAGUCUGGCGUCGGGUGCUGUGGAGCGAUGCAUCAAAUUGACGGAUGGACUGGGGGUGUGCGGCCUGUUACAAGCACUGCAGUCAAUGUUUAAAAAAUAUGUGUCAGAUUUCACAAACACACUGCAGUCAAUAAGGAAGAAGUACAAGCUGGACAAUGUCCCUGCCGAUUCUUUGUUCCUGGAAGAUUGGACGGCCUUCCAGCAUUCAGUCAGGAUCAUAUCCACUUGUGGUGAAUUGUUACGGCAAUGUGGCGACUUUGAGCAACAGCUGGCAAGCCGGAUCCUGUCUAUAGCAAGUAAGCACCUGUCUGAGUCCUACAGUCCCCGCAGCCUGACCGGCAUGCAGGAAGCGACCGCCUCCGAGCGCAAGAGUUGCAAAAGCCCCUGGCAGGAAUACAAUUACCUCCAGAAAGGGGACCCAGCCGAGUAUGCCAGUCUGAUGGAGACAUUGUACAUGUUAAAGGAGAAAGGAGCAGUCAAUGCCAACCUUCUGGCUGCUGCCCGAUCUGACCUCACACGCCAGAACCAGGUAGCUCAUCAGCUGGCCUUUGACUCUGUCUUCUUAAAGAUAAAACAGCAACUUCUGUUGGUUCCCAAGAUGGAGAGCUGGGGAUUUGAAGACAACGGAGAGACAUUGACAGAGGAUUUGCCGACAUUUAGCCUCACUCCUCUAGAAUACAUCAGUAAUAUCGGUCAGUACCUCAUGUCUCUCCCUCUGCACCUUGAGCCCUUCGUAACCCCAGAAGACUCAGCCCUGGAACUUGCGCUGCAUGCCGGGAAGUUGCCCUAUCCUCCAGAACAAGGAGAAGAGACCCCAGAGCUGGACAACAUGGCCGAUUAUUGGCUGGGAUCACUAGCCAGGGCCACCAUGCAGACUUACUGUGACGUGAUCCUACAGAUCCCAAUCCUCACACUGCACUCCAGCAAGCAACUGGCAACCGAUAUAGAUUAUCUGAUCAAUGUCAUGGAUGCCUUGGGCCUGCAGCCAACCCGCACUUUACAGACAAUCGUCUCUCUCAUCAAAACCAAACCUGAAGACUUUAGACAAGCGGCAAAACCCGUAUCCAGGAAAAUUUCCUCUUCAAUCGCAGCAAUGAGAAGCAUUGAGUACUGAUGGACCUGACCCUCAGACGUGGUAUAGACACUCUCUGCUCUCUAGUGUCGGAUCUAAACCAGAUCCUGUAUAUCAGUGGUCUUCAACCUGCCGUUGGCUGUCAGGUCAUCCUAGGAGUUGUAGUUUUGCAACAUCUGGAGGUGCGCAGGUUGAAGACCACUGCUGGAAUCUAACGGAAGAAGGAGUCUGUAUUAAGGGCAAGUGCUCGUAGAGUUCGAUGACCGCCGUGGCAUAACACGUCUUUGUAUUAUGUGACAUCCUGUAAACUUUACUGCCAGAUAUAAAAAAAAAGCUGAAUAUAUUUAUUAGAAUCCGUCUGGGGCUAUACUGUAUU